AAUAACAUGUACUUGCUGCUUCGGACUCUCUUGCUUCUCUUCUCUUCAUCUCCUCUCUGUCUUUUUUUCUUUUCUUUCUGUCUCGCGACUUUUCUCCUUCCUCAGGAACUUAAGUUUCUGAGUUCAUGAAGAUGCCAGUGGCAUUGGUCUGGCUACUGGCAUUCACCAAUCUAUUGAUCAGAGGAGAAAGCAAUAAUGCCAUAUGCAAGAAGACUUUCAACUUAGACCCGAGACCUCACAGCGUCUCCAUCCUCGAGUUUGGAGCGGUUGGAGACGGCAAGACGCUGAACACACUUGCUUUUCAAAACGCUAUCUUCUAUCUCAAGUCCUUUGCAGAUAAAGGCGGUGCUCAGCUCUAUGUUCCACCAGGGAAAUGGCUCACAGGAAGCUUCAAUCUCACGAGCCAUCUUACACUCUUCUUGGAGAAAGGAGCAACUAUUCUUGCAUCAUCGGAUCCAUCGCAUUGGGACAUUGUAAGUCCUCUACCAUCCUAUGGUCGUGGAGUUGAACUUCCCGGAAAGCGUUACAGAAGUUUGAUCAACGGAGACAAUCUACUAGACGUAGUCAUCACCGGCGAUAACGGGACAUUUGACGGUCAGGGUGCAGCUUGGUGGGAGUGGCUCGAGUCAGGAACCUUGAACUAUAGCCGACCUCAUAUCAUCGAAUUCGUCUCCUCCAAACACAUCCUUAUAUCGAAUCUAACCUUCUUAAACGCACCCUCUGUCAAUAUUCACCCUGUUUAUUGCAGUCAGGUUCAUAUCCGAAAAGUUUUGAUCGAAACAUCCGUUGAUUCUCCUUACGUUCUCGGAGUUGUCCCUGAUUCUUCGGACAAUGUUUGUGUCGAGGACUCAACGAUCAACGUUGGUCACGACGCGAUCUCUCUCAAAAGUGGUUGGGACCAAUACGGCAUAAACUAUGGUCGGCCAACCACCACUGUUCACAUUCGUAACCUCAGCCUAAAAUCUCCCACCGGCGCCGGAAUCUCAUUCGGCAGCGAGAUGUCCGGCGGAAUCUCUGACGUCACCGUCGAGCUACUCAGCAUACGCAGCUCACACGUUGGCGUCGCCUUCAGAACCACCAGAGGCAGGGGAGGGUAUAUCCGUAACAUCACAAUCUCCGGCGUCGAUUUCUCCGGCGUAGAAACGGCUAUCGUCGCCGACGGACACACCGGAUCGCAUCCGGAUGAUAAAUUCGACCGGGACGCAAUUCCUGUCGUGACGCAUAUCGUCAUGCGGAAUUUCACCGGAGAGGGUAUAGGAUUGGCCGGGAAUUUCAGCGGAAUCGGAGAAUCACCGUUCACGUCGAUCUGCCUCGCCGAUGUUCAUUUGAAAACGAGUUCAGAGUCUUGGAUAUGCUCCAACGUCUCUGGUUUCUCAGACGACGUAUCGCCGGAGCCUUGUGAAGAACUCACGAGUUCUCCGUCGUCGUGCUUCGCCGGUGGUAGCAUAUACGGUGGAGAUACGGUGGCUCAGUCCUACUACACAUGGUAAUUAUAGUAAAUUAAUAAAUGGUGAUGAAGAAGAAGAAGAGUGAAGUGGGGGUUUGGUUUACGAUACGAUUGAAUUUUCAAUUUUUUUGUCAAUAAGUCAUAAAAUUUGGUGUCAAAGGAAGGGAAAAAAAGAAAUUACGGUUUUAAAGACUGGUGAGUUUUCAAGAAACAAAGCUUCUGUUGUAUUAUGUACAGCUUCAAUUUCUUUAUUCUUGGUGUAAUAAGAUUCAUGUUCUUUGUUGUU
Molecule: messenger RNA, 1733 nt
Organism: Eutrema salsugineum
Lineage: Eukaryota; Viridiplantae; Streptophyta; Magnoliopsida; Brassicales; Brassicaceae
Product: probable polygalacturonase
Exons: 5
Coding region: 126-1490 (454 amino acids)
Biological process (GO): carbohydrate metabolic process
Molecular function (GO): polygalacturonase activity
Source: RefSeq, a predicted model, not a curated record